Messenger RNA from Monoraphidium neglectum, 160 nucleotides. RefSeq lists its product as hypothetical. The record is from RefSeq and is a predicted model, not a curated record. NCBI's taxonomy places the organism in Eukaryota, Viridiplantae, Chlorophyta, Chlorophyceae, Sphaeropleales, Selenastraceae. The transcript has a single exon. The annotation marks the transcript as partial.
AUGAAGGGCGUGGCCCACCGCAAGCGCCACUCGAAGGAGCAGGGGCGCAAGAAGCGCGCUGCUGCCGACCACACUGUUGGUGGCAGCGGGGGCAGCGGUGACGAGAGCACCGAUGAUGGUUGGGCAUCAAGCGAUGAGGCCGCACCCAAACGCACCAAGC